This is a messenger RNA of Oldenlandia corymbosa var. corymbosa, 1032 nucleotides long. The record is from the annotation of a GenBank genome assembly. Lineage: Eukaryota; Viridiplantae; Streptophyta; Magnoliopsida; Gentianales; Rubiaceae.
AUGUAUGAUUUGCAGGAUUCUUUCAAAGAUUUUGGUGGCUAUGGUGAAGAUUAUAGUAUAUUGUUUGCUACAGAUGAGGGAUUUUCGGAAAAGGAUGAUGUUGUUGCUUGGGUGAAAGGCAUGGGCAUGGCAAAUGGUAUGAUAAUAAACGUAGUUUCUAGCAAGAGGAAGAAUGCUGUUCUGAUGAGAUGCUAUAAAGGGGGAAAGGUGUCAGUUGAUGAUGGUGAAUACUAUGUCACAUCAAAUUCGAAGACACAAAUCACUAGGUGUAAAUUUAAGUUAUAUGUGCACUUAGUUGAUGGGAAGUGGCGCAUUCGAGUGUAUCCUGAUGAGUUUGGAAUGCAUAACCACGAGCUGUUUGACGAAGAUCAUCCCACGAGGGGCCUUAGCGAUGGAGUGAAACAACUUAUGCAGGGUAUGUCCAAAGAUGGGAGCAGACUAUGUCAGAUCAUGACUGCGAUUGAGAGGAUAUUUCCUAAUAAACAAGUUAACAGACGGUACAAACUGGAGUACUCGAGACAGAAAAUUGGCACCCAUUAUUGCAGUUUUCCACUGAAUCGCUUGAAGUGUCAAGUUUCACAUACAUAUUUGCAAAAACUGUACACUGAGUGGUCGAAGGCGCAAGAGUGGAAAGAAGAAACGAAUGACAGAUGUGAUCAUGUGGUGUACUGGACUUGUCGAAUUCCAUGUGUGUGCGCCCUCAAAAAGGCUGCAGAUGCCGGCACAUCGAUAACUCUGAAGCAUAUUCACCCAUUCUGGGUGACCGUUAAUAUCGGUGAACAGGCUGGUACGAGUGCUCCUAGCGAUGUGGAUGACGAUGUCCUUUAUACCAGACAGUUGAUGGAAGAGCUGAACGAGUGUCCUAAGGCAGUACGACGCACGGUAAAUAGGGCUCUCCACGAUAUUAUGCAUCCAGACCAGUGUGGGUUCAAACAACCCAAGGAGGUCAAGAGAAGGAAGGAGCGGUCUAAGGGGGCUAAAUCAAAGAAAAAAGUUACCAGCGACACUCUUGCCCAUGAACAAUCCCCAUAG